ACAGAAAGUUUCGACAACUAGUAGCUGAACAAACUCUUAACUUCUGUUGUUGGGGAAAAGAGUUAAGUUAGAACUUGGAAGAAUGAGUAGAGGAGGGUGAGGGGACUGAAGCUUCCAUCCUUUCCUAUGCAAACCAAACCUUGUAAUUCACGAACUAACAGCCAAUGGGUAUUUGCCACGUACCCACUAAAGAGCAAAAAUGACCAAGUGUCAAGUUCCACCUGUUUUCUGUCCAGCAAAACAAUCCCACCACCACCACUUGGAUUGCAGCAAAAAUAAAGUCAUUGGAAAUGGUGAAGCACAUUGCAUGAAGAACAUAUACUUAUGGUGAGAGAAAUUAAGAGUAGCAUUGGGGUUUCCGCAUAAUUGGUUGGCAAAAUCGCCAACUUUUUUUCUUUUUUAUUUUAUCAUCGGACCCUCCAAAGAUCUUUACCUAAAACAGCCUGAAAUGAAACCUGUGUGUCACUCAAGUUUUGCAUAAAUCUAUUGAACCUUUUGUAAAAAUUGAUUUAUGAAAGUUAUUUGCUUUGAGUAUCUCUCGUUUUCUCGGCGUUCAUAGUUUAUGUACUUUUUCCAUUUUUAAAGAUCCCUGCUUUCUCCGUUUAGGCAACCGAAGUUUCAAAAUUUCCUCUCUAUCUCUCAUUUCAUAGCUAUAAUAUUCCUUUGCCGCUGUAAAGUGAGUGUUUUCUGUUUUUUUUUUUUUUGGUGUGUGAGCGUAAAUGGCAAAUGCAUCUGGGUUUUUCUCACCUCCAGUUCCGAGGAUGAGGAGAAAUAUUCAGCCUUCAAUAGGCAUUUUUCGAUCUGGGUUUUGCUUCUCUGAAGGAAACUUUAGAAGGGUUGUCUGCUCAAGUGGCAUUGAAGGUGCAGAGAAGCAUGUUUCCCCUUCUGAAUCUCGAUUACCCAAGCUUGUCAGUAAAGGCUGCAAGUUGGUUGGCUGUGGGUCAGCAGUGCCAGCUCUUUCAGUUUCCAAUGAUGAUCUUGCAAAAAUAGUUGAUACUUCUGACCAGUGGAUCUCUGUCCGCACUGGAAUACGAAAUCGACGGGUUAUUUCAGGAAAAGAAAGUUUAAAAAACCUAGCGGUUCAAGCGGCAAGGAAAGCUCUUGAAAUGGCAGAUUUUGAUCCUAACGAUCUUGACCUAAUCUUGAUGUGCACAUCUACUCCAGAAGAUCUUUUUGGUGCUGCUCCACAGGUCCAAAGAGAGCUUGGCUGCAGAAAAACUCCUUUAGCUUAUGAUAUUACUGCUGCAUGUAGUGGAUUUGUGCUUGGUUUGGUCUCAGCUGCUUGCCACAUUAGGGGAGGUGGGUUUCAUAAUGUUUUAGUGAUUGGAGCUGAUGGUAUUUCUCGGUUAGUUGAUUGGACUGAUAGAGGUACAUGCAUUCUCUUCGGGGAUGCUGCUGGUGCUGUUCUAGUUCAGGCCUGCGAUGCUGAGGAAGAUGGUUUAUUAAGCUUUGACUUGCAUAGUGAUGGUGAGGGUGGAAGACAUCUUGGUGUCCCCAUAAAUGACAAUAAAACCAGUGAUCUGUUGGGUUCUAAUGGUUCAGUGUUAGAUUUCCCUCCAAAAAGAUCUUCUUAUUCCUGCAUACAGAUGAAUGGCCAAGAAGUUUUUCGCUUUGCUGUGCGAUGUGUGCCACAAUCAAUUGAGUCUGCCUUGGGAAAAGCUGGUCUCGUUGCCGCCAGCAUUGACUGGUUAUUGCUUCAUCAGGCAAACCAGAGGAUUAUUGAUGCAGUUGCAACACGUUUAGAAUUCCCACAGGAAAAGGUCAUAUCAAAUUUGGCAAAUUAUGGUAAUACUAGUGCUGCAUCCAUUCCUUUGGCAUUGGAUGAAGCUGUUAGAAGUGGAAAGGUAAAACCAGGCCAUACAAUUGCAACUGCAGGUUUUGGUGCAGGUUUAACUUGGGGUUCUGCUAUUAUUAGAUGGGGAUGAAAAAUUGCCCUGUAGCGAAAUUAACCGUGUAGAAAAGAAGAGAAAUUCUUAUGAAGUGCAGCUCUCCAGUACCUACAUCCUGAUCCAAAAGCACGCAGAUAAUGGCAGUUUGCGCUUGCAAUCUCCAUUUUGUUUGUUCGAAGUCUGUUAUAUUUUGGUUGUUGCACUGCAAAUAAAAUUUUAUUAUUUUUCCUCAAGCCUUCUAACUUUUAGUUUUUCUGCCCUGUGGAUCACCAUAAUGAGCACUGUAAUACUAAUCCCUUUUACCCCUUUGUGUCAAACGUGGGCAGAAGUAUGUUACGGCUGAGCAAAGACGGGAGUCCUCCAAUGCACAUUUUUUCUGUUCUUUACCAGGAUUGAUUCU
Messenger RNA from Durio zibethinus, 2289 nucleotides. RefSeq names its product beta-ketoacyl-[acyl-carrier-protein] synthase III A, chloroplastic-like. Gene Ontology annotation, biological process: fatty acid biosynthetic process. The record is from RefSeq and is a predicted model, not a curated record. Gene Ontology annotation, cellular component: chloroplast. Gene Ontology annotation, molecular function: 3-oxoacyl-[acyl-carrier-protein] synthase activity. NCBI's taxonomy places the organism in Eukaryota, Viridiplantae, Streptophyta, Magnoliopsida, Malvales, Malvaceae.